CUUCUCUCUCUCUUUCGCUCUCCAUUUCUGACUUCGCCGGAAGACGAUUUCUUCUUCGCCGGCGCCGGACUGCGUUUCGUCAUCUUCAUUGAAGCAAAUAACCGCUUCAUCUUCAUUGAAUGAAGAUAGAGAAAACGAGAAGGAAAUAAAUUCAGCAUCCUUCCGUACAUGUGCUUCGGAUCGUUCUCUAGCGGAGAGAGAUUAGAAAAGUAGAAGAUCCGUAACUAUAAAGAGAAAUGGAUAUUACAGAGGUUACGAUUUUGCAUCAUGUUGGACUUGUUCUUGUUCUACUCUGGUUGUUGACUUUGUUCAACUGUAGCAACUCAAUUGCCUACUUCGUCUCUUUCGUCUAUCUAUAUCUGGUUCAUGAUCGUUACUUUAUGAGAUUGAAGAAGAAGUUGCAAUUCGAAGAACGGAGACAGAAUAAUCAAAGAAGAGUACUCUGUGAAUCCGAAUCUGUUCGAUGGUUGAAUCAGGCAGUUGAAAAGAUUUGGCCAGUUUGUAUGGAGCAGAUUGUGUCACAGAAGAUUCUUUUACCUAUAAUACCUUGGUUCUUGCAGAAAUACAAACCAUGGACUGCGAGAGAAGCUGUAGUCCAGUCGCUCUAUAUGGGAAGAUCACCACCGGUGUUCACAGAUAUGAGGGUUGUUAGUCAAUCAACCGGUGAUGACCACUUGGUAUUAGAGUUGGGGAUGAAUUUUCUGACUGCUGAUGAUAUGAGUGCAAUCCUCGCUGUGAAAUUGAGGAAAAGAUUGGGAUUUGGAAUGGUGACAAAGUUGCAUUUGACAGGAAUGCAUGUUGAAGGCAAAGUAUUGAUAGGGGUUAAGUUUCUACGACAUUGGCCAUUUCUAGGCCGUUUGCGGCUGUGCUUUGCUGAACCUCCAUAUUUUCAGAUGACCGUAAAACCAGUUUUCUCUCAUGGACUUGAUGUUACGGAACUUCCAGGCAUUGCUGGAUGGCUGGACAAUCUUCUGGCCCUUGCAUUUGAGCAGACACUAGUUGAGCCUAAUAUGCUGGUAGUUGACAUGAAGAAAUUCGUUUCUCCAGACCAAGCGGAACCUUGGUUUUCUGUGGAUGAGAAGGAGCCCGUGGCUUAUGCCUUGGUGGAAGUUGUUGAAGCAGCAGAUAUGAAGCCAUCAGAUUUAAAUGGAUUGGCUGAUCCAUACGUGAAAGGGACACUCGGUCAAUACAGAUUCAGGACUAAAACACAAAAGAAAACAUUAUCUCCAAAGUGGCACGAGGAAUUUAAGGUCCCCAUAUGUACAUGGGAGUCUCCAAAUACCUUGUCCAUUGAAGUUCGAGAUAAAGAUCAUUUCGUUGAUGAUACCCUUGGUGACUGUUCUGUAAACAUUACAGAAUUUAGGGGUGGCGAAAGAAAUGACAUGUGGUUGCCUCUUCAGAACAUCAAAAUAGGGAGAUUGCGUCUUGCUAUUACAGUCAUCGAGAACCAGAACAAGGUAACAGACCCUAUAUUUGAAGAUGAAACCUUAAACAAGGAUUCAAGAAGUAAUUCAUUCACAGAUUCAAGUCGUCAGCCAACACAAAGAGGUUCAUUUUCAUCUAAUAAACCAUCCAACAAUUCCUCAAGAAUUCCCGAUAAAUUCGAACCCAUUGAUAUCAACAACGGCCAAGGUGGCAGUGAAGAGACAGGAGUAUUUAUUCAUCAGCCGGGAAGCGAAGUUUCCCAAACAUGGGAGCCUCGAAAAGGUAGAAGGAGCGGUCGUCUGGACCCACAAAACCGGGUCGAAGGUAGCGAAAUGGGUAGUUUCAAAUCCGGAUCGACCGGUGAAAGUAACAAAGGACAUUAUUCAAAGAACAAGAUUAUGAGAGGUCUGGAGAAAAUCGGUGGAGUAUUAACUAAUAACCGGAGUAGUAAUAACAACACAAAGAAAGACGAGGAAGAAGCACCACAACCGCUUCCUUCCCCACACGUGAAUCUGAAAGCAGUUAACUUAAAACAGAUUAAAGUAAAGUUGGUGGUUGAUGAUGUUGAAGAUAGAAAUGUAAAGGAUAAUAAUAUGGUAAAGAGUAUUAUGAAACAUGCAGGGAGAUCUGCUCGAGGUUUUAAGAAUGCGAUAAUGUGGAAAAGCUCGAGAAUUAAUGGGGAGACGGGAUCAUCAACUAUAUCAACAGAUAGAGAUUUGUCUGUUGAUUCGGAUUCGAGUUCGAAUUCAGAGGAAGAACAUGAAAUGGAACAGGAUGGUUGUAUUAGACAUCAUGAAACAGGGGCCGAAUGUCCGAUAAAUAAUAAAGGCCAUAUUGGAAAUGAAGGAGCAUUGGAGAUUAAUUCUUAAAGAUCGAGGUACAUUUAUUGAAUUAAUCAUUCUCUAGUUUUUCUAUUUUGUUUUUGUUAUAGAAUUAGGUAUGGUAUGAUUAUGUAAUUUGUAACAUAUCAUAUAUGCUUUAAUGUGACAUAACAUAUGUAAUACAGUAAUACUCUCUU
Molecule: messenger RNA, 2443 nt
Organism: Impatiens glandulifera
Lineage: Eukaryota; Viridiplantae; Streptophyta; Magnoliopsida; Ericales; Balsaminaceae
Product: C2 domain-containing protein At1g53590-like
Exons: 13
Coding region: 237-2294 (685 amino acids)
Molecular function (GO): lipid binding
Source: RefSeq, a predicted model, not a curated record